CUUUCUGCCUGUAGAGAAGCCAAGGGACAAGAGCAGAAACAGGGUGUGAAGACGGGCCCUCUCAGGACUUGAGGGGACAUAUUCAAAGCCAGCUGGUCUGGCUUUGAGGAUGAUCAAUGGAGUGAGUGACAGAGAGGCAACAGAAAGAAGUGGAGAGCUGUAGAGUGAACUAAAAGGCAAGAUAAGGAAAGUGAAUGCACACAAAGGGAGGUGGAGGUUGCAGCAGACUGUGAAACUGUUUGUGGAGCAACAACAGACUGUGGUGCGGUGUGCUGAGGAGCAAGAAGUGUACUGAGGAGAGUGAAAGAGAGCGCACAACAAGAGAUCCUGUUGCACAAUGUUCUAGGGAGUGGGGGAAGAAAGUGUGUUGUUUUGAUACUGUUGACGUGUCUGAGAGACCGGAAAGGGCACAGCCAUGGGGCGGAAGAAGAUACAGAUCACCCGGAUUAUGGAUGAGAGGAACAGGCAGGUUACCUUCACAAAGAGGAAGUUCGGCCUGAUGAAAAAGGCCUACGAGCUGAGCGUACUGUGUGACUGCGAGAUAGCCCUCAUCAUUUUCAACAGCUCUAACAAACUGUUCCAGUAUGCCAGCACAGACAUGGACAAAGUGUUGCUGAAAUACACAGAGUACAAUGAGCCCCAUGAGAGCAGAACCAACUCUGACAUUGUAGAGAAAUUGAGAAACAAAGGCCAAAAUGACUGUGCUAGUCCCGAUGCUGAUGACUGUUUCGGGCACAGCCCCCUCAUGGAUGACCAUUUCGGCAAACUAAGCGAAGACAGUGAUUUAAUGUACAAGCGCUGUGGUGCGCUAAACAAGAAAGAACACAGAGGUUGUGAUAGCCCGGACCCCGAUGCCUCAUAUGUCCUCACUCCUCACACAGAAGAAAAGUAUAAAAAAAUUAAUGAGGAGUUUGAUAAUAUGAUGAGAAAUCAUAAAAUCCCCACGGCGUUGCCUCAGCAGAACUUCUCCAUGCAUGUGGCGGUGCCCGUGUCCAAUCCUAACGCCAUGUACCAGGCGGGAGGGAAUCUGGGCAGCCAGGCCCUGGCAGCAGCCACAGCUUCGCUGAAUGAGAGCGGGAUGCUGUCCCCUCCGCAGGCCUCCCUGCACAGGAAUGUCGUCUCCGGUGGAGGAUCUCAGAGACCCACCAGUGCAGGAAGUGCAGGUGGCAUGCUGGAUACCACAGACCUUUCAGUGCCAAGUGGUGCGGGCUCCAGCCCAGCGGGGAACGGCUUCGUUAACCCCAGGGGCUCGCCGAGCCUCCUCAGCACGCCCAGCGGCAACGGCCUGGGUAAAGUCAUGCCUACCAAGUCUCCACCGCCUCCUGGAGGGAACAUGGGAAUGGGGAGCCGCAAGCCAGACCUGAGGGUUGUUAUCCCUCCAUCGAGCAAAGGGAUGAUGCCCCCACUGUCGGAAGAGGAGGAAAUGGAUUUGAACACCCAGAGGAUAAGCAGUUCCCAGUCCACCCAGCCUCUUGCCACUCCUGUUGUGUCUGUUACCACCCCCAGCUUGCCCCCACAGGGCUUGGUCUACUCAGGCAUGCCCACCGCCUACAAUCCUGCUGAGUACUCGCUGAGCAGUGCAGAUAUCUCCUCCCUGCAGGGCUUCAGCUCUCCCGGCCUCUCUCUGGGCUCCAUGUCUGCAUGGCAACAGCAUCAACUAGGCCAGGCAGCUCUUAAUUCUUUGGUUGGUGGAAGUCACCUACCUCAGGGUUCCAACUUAUCCAUUAGCACCAGCCAGAGCAUAAACAUCAAGUCUGAGCCCAUUUCCCCGCCCCGCGAGCGGGUCACCCCAUCCGGGUUCCCCCCACAGCAGCCCCAGCAAGGCUCCAGCCGGCAGGAAGUCCUGGGACGCUCGCCCGCCGACAGCCUCAGCUCGUCCUGCAGCUCAUAUGACGGCAGCGACCGCGAGGACCACCGGGCGGACUUCCAUUCCCCGCUUGGACUCGGAAGACCCCCUGCCGGCUCUGAGGACAGGGAGAGCCCGUCAGUCAAGCGCUUGCGCAUGGACUCAUGGGUGACAUAAGGAGCUCUGAUCCGGUCUGCAGUCACCAGCCAGACAGAGAGAGAGCGAAAGGGAGGGAUUAGACAUGGGGAUAAAAGACAGAGCGAGGGUCCUUAGAGCUGUCAACAUUAUUCUAUUAUUCAACUCCACUUCGAUUUGUAAUUCUGGGAUGUAACGUUGGAAGAUGUCAGGGCAUAUUUAAGUCAAUUCUAAAACUGAUACAGGAAGGUUAAAUAAUCUAAAUACAUUUUGGGCACUGGCAGGUGGUAUCAGGUACUUGGUGCAGUUCAGAAGGCGUCUGCAGAUGAGAGAAAAUUGUUAAGCGAUAAGCGGUAGAAUAUUGUAGCCACUGGUCUAGUCAGACACUUACAUGUAGUUGCUGUUUUGCUGUCGUGCUCGCAAGUUCGCAAACAAUCCCAGAAAAUUGUGUUGCUUUCAGGCUAAGGACUCUCUAAUUACAUAGGAUGUUCACGUCAAGAAGUAUGUCCAAAUACAGCGGUGCAAUCACACAAGUUUGGUCUAAAAGGGGGGCCUCUCUAAAUUUUUUAAAUCCAUAUGAUCUUUUGACACAGAGCACAUCAUGGCGAGGUCUUUCAAGACUCUUUAAUAAGCUAAAACAACUUUAAAACAACAACAUGGGAGGUAAAAUAACAUCAGAAUUUAUUGCAAUAAUGAUAAUUCAUUUUAUAAUUUAAAAGAGGAAGGUGUAUAGAUAUACAGUUAAGAUAAUGCAAACCUGUCCAGUUGAGCUGGUUAGUAAGCCAAUGUGUUCACAUUUGAGCAACAGUUCAUUAGUUAAAUAAGCCAAAGCUUGGGUUUUUGUGUUGUACAGUUGCUGUAAUCUCUCUACAGUUUGCUCAAAUACUGCCUGUCUUGUUUUUUUUUUUGUUUUUUUUUUCUCAUCAUACUCUGUAUUUUUCAUCGUACUUUGUUGCGGUGUGAAAAUCACAAAAAGCUGAUUCUUGAAUCCGAAAUCAAAAAGCCAUGGGCGUUUGCUGUUCUAUUUGUACAAUGUCAAAAUAUGAGCCAAGCGUUUUGUCUUUUUUUUCGUUGUUGUUGUUGUUGUGUAAAUAGCAACUUUAAUAUAUAUAUAUUACCAGGGUGGUGAGUACACCGUUUUCAAGAAAAGUAUAUUUUUGUGGUUUACAGCUGAGUUUACAGGAGUGGACCUUUAAGAAAAAAAAAAGAAGUCACUGGUCCAUAUUUCAAGGUUUUGUUCAGUCAUUUCUGCAUAAACUCUGACAAAUUUUUGCUUAUAGAUUAUUGGUUUUGUCUUGUUUGCCCUGAAUACACUCUAUGACGAAUUAAGUAAGAUCAAACUUUUCUUCUUUCUUUUUUUUCUUUUUUGAAGGAUGAUCAAAAGGCUGGGGGAAAUAGGGUUUCUUCUUACCUAUUGUGUCUAACACCAGGUGCUGAAGUUACUGCCACAAUUCAAACCCGCAGUUUUAGCUCACACAACAGAGAAUAUUCUAUUGUUGUUGCUUCUAACUCAACUGAAUGAAAACCAUCUCUGAGGCCAUUUGGCUCAUCCUGCCACUGGCUUUUGGAAUUUAACUCAACAAAUUUAAACACAGAAGAGCUGCUGGUGUAAUAAUCAUAUAUGCGGGCCCACAUGUGGUUGUAAAUACCCGUAAUAACCCAAUUGGCUGAAGAAAUCCUAUCACAAGCUUAUCCCCAUUUAGUGACAGUGCUGUAACCUUGUAGUAGGAACAAUAGGAGCCAGAAAUUUGCAAAGAAAUUGAAAGUUGCUUUGGCAUACAGCCUGUGUUAUUACACUGUAACAAUGACUGAAAAAAAAAAAAAAAAAAAAAAAAAACAGGGUUGUGGCGGCUUUAAUUCUCCAUUUCAAAAGGAAUAACCCAUU
This is a messenger RNA of Poecilia latipinna (sailfin molly), 3866 nucleotides long. It is a transcript of the gene mef2aa, whose product is annotated as myocyte enhancer factor 2aa. Bases 416 to 2023 code for a protein of 535 amino acids. Lineage: Eukaryota; Metazoa; Chordata; Actinopteri; Cyprinodontiformes; Poeciliidae. Gene Ontology annotation, molecular function: protein dimerization activity; histone deacetylase binding; DNA-binding transcription factor activity, RNA polymerase II-specific. Gene Ontology annotation, biological process: cell differentiation; positive regulation of transcription by RNA polymerase II. The record is from RefSeq and is a predicted model, not a curated record. The transcript is spliced from 12 exons.